AUGGCUGCUACGGAAUCGGCCCUUCCGGAACCCAAUAACUUCCUCCCGAUUGACACUAGGAUCUCGGGGAAUACAUUCUCCGACCUACCCCAGCAUGACGAGGCGCUCGAUCUCAAAUUAAGUUCCCAAGAUUUGAAGGUCCAAGCUCAAGUGGCGGUGACGGAUAUUUCCUCAGGACAAAGCAGCGGGGAGGAAAAUGACCUUAGCCCGCUGGAUGCAGAGCCACUUCCCGCCGUUGAGUCGCCAUUAGUAUCGGAAACGAUCGAUCCUGAUCCUUUAGCGAAACCCCGGCUGACGCGGCAAGAUUCAGCCUGCUAUCUAGACGAGAAGGCUGGUGGUGCCGCGCCUGUCACCGACGACAUCGGACUUGGAAAGUUCGAGGACCAGUCUGAUACUGCUCCUGCCACCGAGGCCAUUCCUGAAAGCCCGACACCAAACGUGUCGGCGCUCAUAGUAGACCUCGGUGAUGUCUUGUGUAACUGGACCGCACCAGAAGCUCUGCCAGUAUCGCCGGCAAUGCUGCAUCGACUCCUCAAGACUCGCUUCUGGCAUGAAUACGACUCAGGUGUGAUCACUCAAGAAGAAUGCUACAGCCGUCUUGCGACACAGUAUGGCCUCUUGUUAUCUGAUGUGGCCGAAGCAUUUAAGCAGGCCGCGCAAUCUCUCAGUCCUGAUGAAGAGGUCUUUGGUAUGAUCCGAGGAUUGAAAGAGACUUAUCGGGGCACAUUGAAAAUCUAUCUCAUGUCAAACAUUCCCUUGCCUGAAUGGAAGGCCUUGGAAGGGGAUGCACGGUACGACUGGAGUUUGUUCGAUGGCUUCUUUAUCUCUGCUCAAGUGGGCAUGUGUAAGCCUGAGCUUGGAUUCUUCCGGCAUGUUCUUAACAAGAUCAAUGUGAAGCCGAAGGAUGUGGUAUUUGUGGACGAUAACGCGGAAAACAUCCUCGCGGCCAGGUCGCUUGGCAUCAGGUGCCUCAGAUACAAGGAUGCUUCCGGGUUGAGGCAAUUCAUCCACCACGUCUUCGAUGAUGGCGUCGACCGGGGACGAGAGUGGCUGCACAAGAACGCUAAGACCAUGUGGUGCGUUACUCCAGAAGGACGAGAAGUGAGAGACAAUUUUGCCCAGCUCUUCUUGUAUGAAGCUGCUGGUGAUUUAGAUCUUGUCUCGAUGACGUUCUAUGAGCGCACAUGGAAUUACUAUAUCGAAAAACCCAUCGAUACGGUGGAAAAGCACCCUGAUGACAUCGACACAACUUCGCUGGCGAUGAUCCUGCUGCCCCACGACCUCGGGAAAGCACAUUCUAUUCUCGACGAAGUCCUCCUGUACACGAACAGAGAUGGCAUUAUUCUAACAUAUUUUGACAACAAGCGGCCUCGUAUCGAUCCCGCCGUUUGCGUCAACGCUCUUCGCUUCUUUCACAAAUAUGGUCGGGAUGACUUGCCCGCGCUACAGCCCACAAAAGCCUGGGUUUCAGAUGUCCUCUUCUACCGAGCGUAUCUCGAUGGAACGUACUACUACCCCAGCGGAGACGUCUUCUUGUACCUUUUCAGUCGCCUCCUGGUCGCCAAUCCCGAGAGCGACAUAUAUCGCAGCACUUGGGCCCUCCUGCGCGAGCGACUGCAAGAACGAAUCGGGUCACCAGGAGAUUCGGUGGAGCUGGCCAUGCGAGUGAUUGCUUGUCUUGAUAUGGGCCUCAAGAAUGAAGUUGACCUGCGGAAGCUGGAGGCGUUGCAGGAGGUAGAUGGCGGGUGGCCGGUCGGCUGGCUCUGUCAAACGGGUAAAAUCAGUUUGAAGAUUGGCAGUCGAGGCGUGGCGACGGCGUUGGCGGUCAAGGCCAUCGAGACGGCGCGGAAGAGUGGGAAAUGA
This is a messenger RNA of Cladophialophora psammophila CBS 110553, 1863 nucleotides long. RefSeq lists its product as uncharacterized. The record is from RefSeq and is a predicted model, not a curated record. NCBI's taxonomy places the organism in Eukaryota, Fungi, Ascomycota, Eurotiomycetes, Chaetothyriales, Herpotrichiellaceae. The coding region runs from base 1 to 1863 and encodes 620 amino acids. The transcript has 4 exons.